Molecule: messenger RNA, 2124 nt
Organism: Arabidopsis arenosa
Lineage: Eukaryota; Viridiplantae; Streptophyta; Magnoliopsida; Brassicales; Brassicaceae
Source: the annotation of a GenBank genome assembly
AUAGCGCGAGCGGGAGAUUCCAGAUUGAGAGCAGCUUCCAGUUUCUCUCUCCUCGCCGUUCCUCUUCGCUUCUUCGAGUUUCGUUACCAGAGAGAUUCUAGGUAUUGAGGGAGAGAGUGUUGAAAUUAUAGAAUGGACUUUGAUGAGUAUGAGUACUUAGAGAAGACAGUUGAAAAUCCUCACUUGGAGAAUGAAGUUGGGAAUGGUGGUGGUGAUGAGAAAGUCAAAUCUGAUGGGAAAGAGCGGAGUAGAAGCUCAAGGCAUAGGGGUGACGAGAAGAAGGAGAGAGAUGAAGACGAGAAUGGGAGGCGUUCUAAGCGGUCGAGAUCUCACCACCGUUCACGUUCUAGGGACAGAGAGAGGGAUAGGCAUAGGAGUAGCCGGGAGCACAGAGAUAGAGAUCGUGAAAAGGAUAUAGAUAAAGAAGAAAGAAAUGGGAAAGAUAGAGAGAGGGACAGAGAUAAGGAUCGAAAUGGUAAAGGGCGUGACCAUGAAAAAGAUAGGGAGAGAGAUCGGUCACGAAGGAGUAGAAGUCGAUCAGAGCGACAUCGGAGUCAGGAAAGAGAAAAGAGCCUGGAAAUUGAACCUAAGGAAAGAGAGACCAAGGACCGAGAUAGAGAUCGCAGACGCCAUAAAGAUAAGAAGGAGGAUAAGGUAGAACCUGAGGCUGAUCCUGAAAGAGAUCAGAGAACAGUUUUUGCCUAUCAGAUUGCUUUGAGAGCAACAGAAAGGGAUGUUUAUGAAUUCUUUUCUAGAGCUGGCAAGGUGCGAGAUGUACGGAUAAUAAUGGAUCGAAUUUCCAGGCGUUCCAGGGGAAUAGGGUAUGUGGAGUUUUAUGAUACAAUGUCUGUCCCCAUGGCUAUUGCUCUAUCUGGACAACCUCUUCUUGGUCAGCCUGUUAUGGUAAAACCUUCUGAAGCUGAGAAGAAUCUUGUUCAGUCAACAACUGCUGCUGCUGGAGCAGGGGGGAUGUUGGGCCCCUACUCCGGGGGAGCUAGACGUCUUUAUGUUGGUUUUGAACCAUUUGGGAGUGUGGAGCUGGUGCAAGUACCUCGUGAUGAAACUGGCCUCUGCAAAGGAUUUGGUUUUGUUCAGUUCGCCCGCCUGGAGGAUGCUAGAAACGCACUGAAUCUAAAUGGGCAGUUGGAGAUUGCAGGUCGUGCAAUCAAGGUGUCAGCUGUAACUGAUCAAACUGAAGUCCCAGAAGCUGGACAGACGCAAACCACCGGUGAUUUGGAUGAUGAUGAUGGAGGUGGCCUGUCUCUGAAUGCACAAUCGCGGGCGCUUCUCAUGCAAAAGCUCGAUCGCAGUGGAACUGCAUCAAGCACUGGCCUUACUACAGCUGCAUCUAUUCACGGUGGAGUUUCUACAAUCUCUUCAUUGGCAGCUCCUGCACUUGUACAAGGGUCUUUUCCUGCUGUUGCUGGACUCGCAGGGGCCGGCAUUAUUCCUGGUGUAAUAGACCCAGUUGGUGUCCCCAGCGAAUGUCUGCUGCUUAAAAACAUGUUUGAUCCAUCCACUGAGACUGAAGAUGAUUUUGACAAGGAUAUAGAAGAAGAUGUUAAAGAAGAAUGCUCCAAAUUCGGAAAUCUGAAUCAUAUCUAUGUUGACAAGAACAGCAUUGGUUUUGUCUACCUGAGAUUUGAGAAUGCGCAAGCAGCCAUAGGUGCCCAACGUGCUCUCCAUGGAAGAUGGUUUGCUGGAAAGAUGAUUACUGCGACUUACAUGACUACAGAGGUGUACGAGGCCAAAUUCCCCGAGAGUCCGUUGUGCACAGGACCAUUUGAUGUGGUAAAAACGAGGUUGAUGGCUCAAACCCGAGACGGUGAAGGUGGGGUGAGAUAUAAAGGGAUGGUUGAUGUCAUUACAAGGAUUUAUGCAGAGGAAGGAUUAGUGGCUUUAUGGAGAGGAUUGUUGCCAUGGCUAAUGAGGAUUCCACCAUGACAAGCCAUUAUGUGGGCUGCUGUUGAUCAAGUCUCAACUUUAUAUUAGAGAUUUCAUAAGAAUGUUCUAACAUUUUUUAAAAAUUAUUUGGCCUAGAAAGCAAGAGAAUGUUAACUAUCAUUGUCACAUAACAUUCCUAGUAGAACAGAAGAGGUCUAUCAAUCAAAUGUUUUUAAUUAU